CCAAAGUACACAAUUUCUACGUAUCAGCAAGAUCUUAGCCUUUGUUUGUUUAAGACCGGAAAUGGCUGGCUCACAGGAAUCAUCAUCCCUGCCAACCUGCCGAGAAAAGUGAAGCGAGGUUCACAAUGUCUAUAAAGAUGCCAGCCUUGUCCUAGAUACUCACUGCAAUCUGGCACAGACCAAUGCAUCUUUCCAUUGAAUCCAUUAUUUCAAAAUUCCCCCCCCUACCAUGCCUUUGUACAGUGCCUUACUCCAGUGCUUGGGAAGGCGCUCUAAAGACCUGACUGCUUUCACUGGUGACAUGCCUCCAUUCGAGGCCAAAAUAGAAUCUACAAGGUACAUCAAUGGAGUGGAUCCCAUCAUUGAGAACGGCACCAUCCUGGAGACCAAGUGCAUUGGCGCUAAGGGGGAUUAUAACACUGAUCAGAAUAUGAAUGCGGAAGCCAAGGGUAUUGAGCCUUACUCUGAGAGUGUCUCUGAUCAAGCUACGCUAGCCGAAAGUACCAUUGCGGAGACUGAACGCCCUGGGCUGCACCGUGAAUCCGAUCAAGCUACUGUUGUCGAAUUCUAUACGAACGCGGAGACCAAGGGUGUCAAACCUUGUUGUGAUAGUGUAUAUGAUCAAAACACCACCGCUAUGAAUACAGACACAAGAACUAAGUGCCUUGAGCUCUGCUGUCAAGGUACUAUUUUCGGUGAUGAUCACAUUUUUCCUUCUCCAUCAUUUGUCGACAAAUUGACCGGUGAACGUAUGGUCGAGCUGAUCCAUGUCACUACCAUAAGCCUUGAUCAUUGUAAGAUCAAAGGGGCUGGAUCCUCUACACCAGAUUCAGACAAAGACGAAAUUGAGGUACUGUUUCACUGUGCAGGAGAGAACGUUUGGGUGCAUGUUCCGUAUAGCUAUGCUAAGGAUCGAGAUGAUUUCAAGUGAAUCCCACGAAGUGACCUGACUUGUGAGCAAAUUGAUCACUACUGCUUCUUUUUUUGUUUAUCCUCUUCUUGUUGCAAUUUCAACCAUCAUGUAUAUAAUAUAGAAGCCACUUGUCGAGCUAUAGAGUUACCUAGUUCUGUAACGGAAUAUGUUUCUAGUCCAUGGACGUGGCUAAAAAUAAACUCAUCUUUGGAUAUAUAAACUAAA
Molecule: messenger RNA, 1138 nt
Organism: Aspergillus wentii DTO 134E9
Lineage: Eukaryota; Fungi; Ascomycota; Eurotiomycetes; Eurotiales; Aspergillaceae
Exons: 2
Coding region: 230-931 (233 amino acids)
Source: RefSeq, a predicted model, not a curated record